Clunio marinus is the source of this 898-nucleotide messenger RNA. The record is from the annotation of a GenBank genome assembly. Lineage: Eukaryota; Metazoa; Arthropoda; Insecta; Diptera; Chironomidae.
GAUGUCUUUACAUUUGAGUCAACAACAUGAAGUUUUUUAUUGCCAUUUUGUUGACACUCAUAUGUGUUGUGUUUGCAAAGACACCCCCAAACCGCAUAAACCGAGCAAACAUACAAUGGCGACAAUUCAUCAUUGGUGGGACAGAAGUUGAGGAUUUUUCGCAGUUUGCAUACCAAUUAUCAAUGCGCUAUGUGGAGAUUCAUGUUUGCGGUGCAUCGAUAAUUGCUCUUCAUUGGGCACUCUCCGCAGCUCAUUGUUUUGAAAACAAUGUUUUUCCUGACAUGAUAUCUUUUCGUGCUGGCAGUAGGGAUCGAUUUGAAGGAGGCAUUGUCGUGAAUGCUGAGCAAUUCUUUAUUCAUCCAUUGUUUGAUCGUCUCUCUUACGACUUCGAUGCAGCUGUUGUCAGAACAAUCGAACCGUUUAUUGGAAAAGACGUCGAAGUGAUUUCACUCAUUCCUAUGGGUUUUUGGUUAACGCCUGGUACAAUUGGCACAAUAAGCGGAUGGGGAAUUGUGGAUGAAGGACACUUAGCAAUCAAUCUACAGAAAUUGGAUUUAGAAAUUUGGGAUCAACACGAAUGUUUCGUGAAAUGGUUUGGAGAAAUCACCUCAAACAUGUUUUGUGCUGGAGGUGAACCAGGUUAUGAUAGUUGCAACGGAGAUUCUGGUGGAGCAAUGGUUGUUGAUGGUGUACAAGUCGGCAUUGUGUCAACGGGUGCCACAACUUGUGGAAUUAAUUUUCCUGGUGUUUACACCAAUAUUACACACCCGUCAAUUAGAGCCUUCAUUCUCCAUCGUACUGGUGUAUAAAACUCAUACUAUACUUCUGAGAAAUGGAGACAAUAAAGCUUCUCAGCUUCUUUUUAAAGAUAAUAAAAAAGAUUGUUCGUUGAAAAACA